UCCCGUCUCCAGCGUUUUCAUUAAUAACUUAGUUGCGUAAACAGGCCACAUACACAACUUCAGCUGGGAGCCGUUGCUUGGACACGAUGCAACUCGGGCUCCUGUUUGUGUUCUUGUUUUUUUACCAGCGAGCAGCUCCCGAAAACAUACUGAUCUGGUCAGCGGAGGGAAGCCACUGGAUCAAUGCAAAAUCUAUUAUCAAUGAACUGAUCGCCCGGGGUCACAAUGUCACGGUGGUUGUAAAUUCAGCCGCACAUUUCGUCAACUACACCGAGCCCUCACCCGUACAGUUUGAAGUAUUUGAGGUGCCGUUUACCAUAGUGGAUAACGAUGCCAUCUUCAAUGAUGUAGUAGAAUUCUGGAUAAACGAGAAGCCUUUCCUGUCCCACUGGGGUGCCUACAGAAAAUUUUCAAAGAUCAUGGAAAAUGCUAUGAAAAUAAUGCGAGAGAUCUGUGACGGGGUAUUAAAGAACGACAAACUGCUGGAGAGACUGCGGGAGUCCGCGUUCAAAGUGCUGUUCAGUGAUCCUGUCUUUUACUGUGGAGAUCUUCUGGCCGUGAAGCUGGGCAUUCCCUUUAUCUUCAGUCUGAGAUACUCCCCGGGGUUUGUUGCGGAGAGACUCUGCGGGCAGCUGCCUGUUCCUCCUUCCUAUGUACCGACUUCUCUGUCAGAGUUUUCUGAUAAGAUGUCUUUUCCGGAGAGAGUUCAGAAUGUGUUUUACACUUUUAUGUAUCAGUGGAUAGUUGAAGAAAUAUGGUCCCAUUGGAAUUCGUAUUACAGUGAGGUUUUAGGUGAACCAACAACUUUGUGUGAGACAAUGGGCAAGGCAGACAUUUGGCUGAUUCGAACAUAUUGGGAUUUUGAAUUUCCUCGUCCACUGCUGCCCAAUUUUGUGUUUGUAGGAGGGCUUCACUGUCGGCCAGCAAAUCCCCUGCCUCAGGAGAUGGAAGAAUUUGUUCAGAGCUCAGGGGAGCAUGGGAUUGUGAUAUUUUCCCUGGGUUCCUUGGUAAGGAACCUUACCGAUGAAAAAGCCAAUUUACUUGCUGAAGCACUUGGGCAAAUUCCACAAAAGGUUUGUUUACUUUUAAAUUCUGCAUCCAGAUUUUGUCAAAGUGAGAUUAAAACUGGGAAAAUGAAGCUAAAACCCAGCGUGUUUGAUCCGGAUGAUAAUGUGAUUAACUGGAUCAGCAAAUUUGCAGAUGGCGCCAAGACUGGGAAUGUAGUGGACAGUGAGGAAGGCUAUCAAAACUUGCAGAGCAAUCUGUCUGGAUUCAUAAUUGUUUGGUGA
Molecule: messenger RNA, 1289 nt
Organism: Mobula hypostoma (lesser devil ray)
Lineage: Eukaryota; Metazoa; Chordata; Chondrichthyes; Myliobatiformes; Myliobatidae
Product: UDP-glucuronosyltransferase 2A1-like
Exons: 4
Coding region: 87-1289 (400 amino acids)
Molecular function (GO): glucuronosyltransferase activity
Source: RefSeq, a predicted model, not a curated record